AGUUUUUUUCCCCUCACUGUAGUCCUGCAUAUUAAUACCGCACUGGCUGCUCCCGGACUUCAGGCAACGCUGACUCCUUCACACCUCAGACAUUUGCUCAGGAAUUCAGUCAUACCAGUGCCGAUGUUGCCUGUUGUGGUAGUCCAUGGAGGUGCAGGUCACAUUCCCAAGGACCGAGCUGAGCUCUCCUGCGCUGGGGUGCGUGAGGCGGCGCGGGGGGGUUAUGCUGUUUUUAAGACUGGAGGCAGUGCCAUGGAUGCUGUGGUAGAGGCUGUUACCAUAAUGGAGAACAACCCAGCAUAUAAUGCAGGUCGAGGAUCGGUGCUGAAUGUGAAAGGGGGAGUGGAGAUGGACGCUCUGGUGAUGGACGGACGCACUCUAGCCAGUGGAGCUGUGUCUGCAGUUAGGAGAGUGGCAAACCCAAUCCAGCUCGCCAGGAUGGUCAUGGAGAAGACUAGUCACUUGUGUCUGACGGCAGAGGGGGCUUCUCAGUUUGCCAGAGCUAUGGGUGUCCCAGAAGUGGAAGAAGAGUCACUGAUCACUGAUUAUUCCAGGAUGCGCUGGAAGAAGAACCUGCAUCCAGAUGCAAACCCUGUGGAGAGCCAAAUGGGCAAGAUGGGCACAGUUGGAGCAGUAGCUGUUGAUGCGGAAGGAAAUGUGGCCUGUGCUACUUCCACAGGAGGCAUGAUCAACAAAAUGGAGGGUCGUGUGGGAGACACACCCUGUGUUGGAUGUGGAGGCUAUGCAGAUAACCAGACCGGAGCUGUAUCACCCACUGGUCAUGGAGAAGCCAUCAUGAAAGUCACUCUGUCCAGACUAAUCCUCUUCCAUAUGGAGCAAGGAAAAAGCCCGGAGGAGGCGAGUGACAUGGCCCUGACCUACAUGAAGGAACGGGUGAGCGGUCUGGGUGGUGUGGUGGUUGUGGACCCUAAAGGGACCUGGGCAGCUCGUUUCAGCAGCCUACAGAUGUCAUGGGCUGCAGCUCAGCAAGGACAGCUCCACUAUGGCCUUUACCAUGGAGAGGACUUUACUGAGCCCAUAUAGCAUCUCUCCAAACAAUCACAUGUACACCUCCAUACACACAAGACACGUUGUUGCAUUCUUUUAUUAUUAUUAUUAGUAUUAUUAAACUAAUUUAAAAAUGAAUUUAAAAACAAAUCAGGGGUGCUGAGUGGUCCAGCGGUCUAAUUGGAAGAUCACUGGUUCGAAUCCCAGUCAUGCGGCUUGCCAUCAUCAUCAUCAGCAGCAGUUCAAAAAGAGGCGGUGACUGACUUCACAUGUAUUGGAGGAGGCAUGUUUUAGUCUUCACCCUCCUUGUGUUGUGGCAUCACUAGUAAUGGGGGAUAUACAGCUGAGGAGCAGCUAAACUGGGAGGAAAAUGGGAGAAAUUUAGAAAAAAAAAAAAGAAGACAAAUCAGUAUUACUAAACUGCUUUAAUAUAUGAUUUAAAAACAAAUCAAUAUUAAUAAACCACUUUUACAAGAUCUACUUCAAAAUGUAAGAAAUUACUUAAAACCAGUACCUCAUAUAUACAUUACCGUAUAUACACUCCAGCAACAGGAUUUAUGUCAUGUUAAUGUAUAGCACUGCUAGUACUGUGUGUCUCCACUAGAUGGAGAUAAAAGGCACAUCUGGUAAAUGAAUGUGUAUUAUGGGUUCUCACUUCCUAUUUACUGUGUAAACUGCUCUCCAGCAGCUGCCAACUGUCAAUCAGUAAAAGUGAUUCAUUCUAAAAUAAAUUUAUAUUUGCAAGAACAAAAUAUAUAAUGUCAUCAUUGCAUUUUAAAUUCAUGUAUUUUACUGAAACUGCUUAUACCACACAAUACCGCACCUCCAUAUUGUAUACGUUAAUUUGUGUUUUUUUAACCAGUUGCAUAUAUACACCACAUUAACCACACAGGAUGUGAAUAGAUAAGUUAUAAUUUAUAAUGCAAGGCAGACUACACAUGCCAUAUUAAAUGUCCAGUUAAAUUUGCCAUAUGUUCAUACUUAUCUCCACUUUUUAUUGCUGUUUUUUUUCUUUUAAUUAAAUAUGUCUGCACUUUAACCCUUUAAAUCAUGAUACACCAGCAAAUCUUAAUCAAAAACAAGAAGUUUUUACUUUUUAACAAAAUAAUUAAUUAAUCUAUUGAAUUAUUGAAGUCUGAUUUAUUUAUUGAUUUAUUUAGAAGUCUCUCGAAUGUAAAUGUGUAGUUGCACAGAGCAUGACGAAAUGUAUUAUUAAAGCAUGCAUUGUAGUGCAGUCUCCUGUCA
This is a messenger RNA of Astyanax mexicanus (Mexican tetra), 2253 nucleotides long. RefSeq names its product asparaginase and isoaspartyl peptidase 1 (gene asrgl1). Gene Ontology annotation, molecular function: asparaginase activity. The transcript has 7 exons. The coding region runs from base 124 to 1044 and encodes 306 amino acids. NCBI's taxonomy places the organism in Eukaryota, Metazoa, Chordata, Actinopteri, Characiformes, Acestrorhamphidae. The record is from RefSeq and is a predicted model, not a curated record.